AUGUCCACGGCAGUAUGCGGAGACAAACUUGACAUCCACGCAGGCGGAUUCGAUCUCAAGUUUCCCCACCAUGAUAAUGAAAUAGCCCAAGUUGAAGCAUACUACGACAACCCACAAUGGGUCAAUUAUUUCAUUCAUUGUGGCACUCUCCGGAUAGCUGGCAUGAAAAUGAGCAAAUCGCUCAAGAAUUUCAUCACUAUUCGUGAAGCCCUUCAAACAUACACCUCUAGACAACUUCGAUUUCUGUUUCUUAUGCAUAACUGGACUGAUGUUUUGGAUUACAGCACGGCUACAAUGGAACGCGCCAUGCAGUUUGAAAAGAUAUCCAACGAAUUUUUCUUGUUAGUCAAGGAUUUGUUACGUAAACAUUACAAGCCGGAUAGCCCUCAGGGCUAUGUUAAAUAUAAUUCUCGAGAGCUUCAAAUCAUGGAGGAGUUUUCCGCCAUCAAAAAAGAUGUCAGUUUAACCCUUUUGAUUUUCGCGCAAUUUUUUGCCAGUUCUCUAUUAGGUUCACGACGCUCUGUGCGACUCUAUGGACACGAGAACAGUAUCGAAAAAUUGCGGGAUCUUAUCGGUAUUGGAAAUGCUUACGUUAACGAGAAGGAAAAGGAAGGCGUAGCUCCAAAUUGCCUCUACUUCAAAUAUUUCUUUGCUGUACAUGACAGUACCUCUUUCGCGAUGGAGGCGGGUGUUGGUUCAGAAGAAAUGCUGAUGCCCUAUCUGAACGCUCUUGCCAGUUUCCGAGAGAAAGUCAGGAAUAUCGCUAAGGAUAAUAAAGUUACAGCAAUUUUAGAG
Molecule: messenger RNA, 795 nt
Organism: Ostertagia ostertagi
Lineage: Eukaryota; Metazoa; Nematoda; Chromadorea; Rhabditida; Trichostrongylidae
Source: the annotation of a GenBank genome assembly